AUGUGUCGAACAUUCACCUUCUACCACCUCUGCGGCCACAUCCACCAUAACCACACCAUCUCCUGCCCCAGCCCCGUCCCUUUCACCUCCUCUCCACCUCCCUCUCACUCCCCUUCCCCGCCCCAUCCAGACAUCAGGAUCCUCUCCCCCUCCCCUUCCUGUGCCAUCGUAGUCAACGAACCCCACCACUACCCCACCCUCUGCAACUCCUGCAAAGCAGUCGGCAUUAUAUCGGACUGGUUCGCCAAAUCGCCGCACGCCCGGAUCGAAGCCAUCAUGGAGUGGCGGAAGCGGGAGGAUGGUAAUUUGUCAAGAACGAGAGCGUCUUCUACACCGCCUGCCAACGCAUUGCACGUGUUGGAUCUUGGGGAUGCAAGCAGAGGCCCCGUUGCUGAUGAUGGAGAGGAGCUGGAGGAGAUGCCUCUCAUAGAGCCGGAGGGUCUGUGUUCCAACUCCAACAGAGAAGGUGAAAGCGAAGGCGAAAAAUGGAUCCAAUCCAACGCCGAAGGCUGGAUCCGGAGCGCCAGCAGCGCCAGCAGCGCGAGGACCGUCCUCCGUGUUGACUCGUCCGUAUCCGUCUCCUCCACCCUUUCCCUAGGUAGAUCACAACCAUCAUCCUCAUCGUCAGAAGAAGCACAGGACCGCUCCAAAUGGCCGCAAUGGCUGCUCGAGCAGUCCAUUUCAACAAUAACAGAUCUGCAGAAUGACGCCACCGCUCUAGCGGACUGGGCCUCAUCUCAAACCUCAAUCGGGCCAUCGACUCGCGCGCCAGCAAGAGGAAGAGCACCACCAGCACCAGCACCAGCACCAGUACCAGUAGCGAGCGUGAGCACGAACCCCCGCAACGCAGCCACCACGCGCAUAUCUCACACGACAACGGACCUCAAGAUGAACACGGACAAGAGCCAGGGGGCGCGAUCACGCCUGCCCGUCCCGACGGCGCCGGCUGCGACGGUGGCGAAGGGGAAGGAGACGGAGAAGAGGAGAUCUCUCCUCCCGGUGCCUCGAGCUGUUUCUCAGGUUGGGAAAAGGGGGGUUUGGUGA
This is a messenger RNA of Endocarpon pusillum Z07020, 1044 nucleotides long. RefSeq lists its product as uncharacterized. NCBI's taxonomy places the organism in Eukaryota, Fungi, Ascomycota, Eurotiomycetes, Verrucariales, Verrucariaceae. The coding region runs from base 1 to 1044 and encodes 347 amino acids. The transcript has a single exon. The record is from RefSeq and is a predicted model, not a curated record.